Linum trigynum is the source of this 1592-nucleotide messenger RNA. NCBI's taxonomy places the organism in Eukaryota, Viridiplantae, Streptophyta, Magnoliopsida, Malpighiales, Linaceae. The record is from the annotation of a GenBank genome assembly.
CUCUCCUUCUUCUUCAAAUUUUAGUUGUGAACCUUUCAUUUUUUUAGUUUUUGCGAUUAACAUUUAUUCGUAAGUUUGUUUUGUAUUACUUUUCAUUGUGAUUUGUGAUUUUUAUGGUAAUAACUUAAUUACGGUUUUAUUGCAGAUGACAUUCCAAAAGUUCACGCUUGGAUUACGGUGGAAUGGUUACAUGGAAGAGACCGAAAAGAGGGUAUGUUACAUCGGUGGCAAUUUUUAUAAAAUUAAGGUCGCUACGAGACCAAUGAUUGAAGAGCUCCAUCAAAUGUGUACUGAGGUUACCUGCAUGGAUGGCACGAGAAGAGUCAAUCGUAUGGUGUAUCGAUAUCCAAACAGAAAUUGCGGGUCAUUGUGGAAUGAGGAAUUCCUCAUUACCACUCAGGAGGACAUUGAUGUCAUGGUUCAAUUUUUGACCACCAAUAACAUUAAACAAGCGGAGAUGUUCGUUUACACCGAGGCGGUCGAAGGCGGUGUAGGUCAUUCUGGAGAUCGCCAAACAUCUGGUAUUCACGAUGGGGGUGGAUUCUACAAAGAGCAUCCCCACCAAGAGUACCAAGAACCUCAUUCAUACCAGGAGUAUCAUGAUGGAACUGGAGGUCAUCAUCAAUCCUUCUCAUCAUAUAAAGAAGAAGCUCAACAGUAUCAUGGGAACCAACAAGAAGGCUACCAGUACCAACCCGAGUACAACUUCUACCGAGGCGGCGGUAGUUACCACACUACCAUUGCGGAGCUGAUGAAGGUGCCUUUCAUGAUCUUGAUCAGAUGGAAGAUGUCCAUCCAAAUCCAGUUAGUGACCCCGAGGAUGAAGAAGAGGAAGGCGAAGUCAGUGCAGACAGCUUCGAUCUUCUUGAAGGUGUUGAUGAUUCUGGCACAGAUUCAGAAGCAGACGAUGAUGAGGUGCCUCGCGAACGUGUACCUAUCUCGUACUAUAAUCACAUUCUAAAUGAAGAUUGGUAUGUUGAUGCCAACAUGGAACCGCCAGAGGUGCCAGUAUGGCGUCCACUCACUGGCUUUACGAAGGGCUAACAAUUUGCAACGAAGAAUGAGGUGCGGCACGCUAUUGCCACUAAAACAAUGACUCAGAGUUUUGAAUGGCACACAACCCACUCCGACACGAAGGGCUCAUGGUUAGAUGCCAAAAUCAACACGAGGGAUGCAAGGGUAGGGUCCAGGCCAUCAAGAGCAAGAGAGUCGACCAUUGGGUAAUAUCUCGUGCGGUGAACACUCACACAUGUGUGUCAUCCAUAACAUCCCAUUGACAGUUGAAAUCCAGGGCGGUUGCCGCAACUCGCAACUAUCAAGCAUCUAAUUGAGGAGCAGCCCGACCUAAAGGUUAAAACCAUCAUUGUAGACAUUUCUAGUCGUUAUGGAUAUAUUAUUAACUAAAAGAAGGCGUGGCAUGAAAAGAAAAAAGCAAUGGUCGCCGUGUUUGGUGACUGGGAAGAAUCAUAUGCAUUCCUUCCCAUAUUGAUUAUGGCAUUGUAGGGGUCUAACCUUGGCACCGUUUUCUCUCCCCGCUACCAAGAUGAAGAAAUUCAGCCGCUAGAGUCCGGUAACAAACGCCAUUUCAAGCG